Messenger RNA from Merops nubicus (carmine bee-eater), 1488 nucleotides. It is a transcript of the gene INPP5E, whose product is annotated as inositol polyphosphate-5-phosphatase, 72 kDa. Lineage: Eukaryota; Metazoa; Chordata; Aves; Coraciiformes; Meropidae. Gene Ontology annotation, biological process: phosphatidylinositol dephosphorylation. The transcript is spliced from 11 exons. The coding region runs from base 1 to 1464 and encodes 487 amino acids. The record is from RefSeq and is a predicted model, not a curated record. Gene Ontology annotation, molecular function: inositol-polyphosphate 5-phosphatase activity.
AUGAGUACUCCAAAUGGGUUUCCACAGCACUCAGGGGCGUGUGUUACUCGGAGCAUGGAAGGUGGAGCAGUACAGGACCUGCAUGCUAAAAAAGCUGGCAAAGCAGCAAAGAAGGAGGCUGCUGGCAAUGGGCUCAUUACCAUUGAAGAUCCUCCAGGUGUAGGCACCUCUUUAAACGAAGCCUUAAAGCUUCUACCAGGUGAAUUCAAAGUUAACAUGAAGAUUAAAUCCAUCACCCCACGUCCUCCUCGGAAGAUGGUGUGUGACGGGUGCUCCCCAGACUCCAUGAAGUCCACGUUCAGCCUGCUCACCCCCAUUCGCUCCAGGGAUGUCCGAAGCAGGAGCUAUUUGGAAGGCAGCCUUAUGGCCAGUGGUGCCUUACUGGGAGCAGAAGAACUUAGCAGAUAUUUCCCUGAUCGGAAUAUUGGCAUUUUUGUGGCCACCUGGAACAUGCAGGGUCAGAAGGAACUUCCAGUGAAUCUGGAUGACUUCUUACUACCAACAGAUCCUGACUAUGCCCAGGACAUGUAUGUCAUUGGGGUUCAAGAAGGCUGUCCAGACAGGAGGGAGUGGGAGAUCCGCCUGCAGGAGACACUUGGGCCCCACUAUGUCAUGCUCUACUCUGCUGCCCAUGGGGUGCUCUACAUGUCAGUCUUCAUUAGGAGGGACCUCAUCUGGUUCUGCUCAGAAGUGGAGUAUGCCACGGUGACGACUCGGAUCGUAUCUCAGAUCAAAACCAAGGGAGCUCUGGGGAUCUGCUUCACGUUUUUUGGGACCUCCUUUCUCUUCAUCACCUCCCACUUUACAUCUGGGGACAGCAAGGUGAAUGAGAGGAAGCUGGACUACAACAAAACCAUCCAAGCCCUGACACUUCCCAAGAACGUUCCGGACACAAACCCCUAUCGCUCCAGCUCCAGUGAUGUCACCACACGGUUUGAUGAAGUGUUCUGGUUUGGUGACUUCAACUUCAGGCUCAAUAAGGAUCGUGAGACUGUGGAUUCCAUCUUGAACCAGAACCCAGAGACAGACAUGUCCAAGCUGCUGGCAUACGACCAGCUCACCAGUGAGAUGAGCAGGGGGUCUAUUUUCAAAGGAUUCCAAGAGGCUGACAUUCAUUUCCGUCCCUCCUACAAGUUUGACAUAGGAAAGGACAGCUAUGACACCACCUCCAAGCAGAGGACUCCUUCCUACACGGACCGAGUGGUGUUCCGCAGUCGCUACAAGGACGACAUCCAGGCUGUCAAGUACUCCUCGUGCCCCGUGAUCAGGACCUCAGACCAUCGGCCUGUGUUUGCCUUGUUUCGUGUGAGAGUGAGGCCUGGCAGAGACAACAUUCCACUGGCUGCAGGGCAGUUUGACAGAGAGCUCUAUUUAAUGGGAAUAAAGAGGCGGAUCACGAGGGAACUUCAGAAACGACAGGAGCAGAAGGACCAAAAAGCCAGCAGCAUAUGUAGCGUUUCCUGAGCUGAGAACUCUUGUCUUAGAGGU